AGCCUUCCAAGCUGGUCAGCCAAAAGUGUGGAAGUCAUGGGACGUCAUCAGUGAUCGAAUGGAAGAAGCAGGAGGUUCAGGGUUGCUUUGGUGAGGGCAGGAGAAGAGCUUGAAGGGAGAGGAGCUGCGGUGGAGCUUGUGGUGUGUCCUUAGAGCUGAGCAGCCAUGAGCUCUCUCGUGAAGUUCACCCCGCUAUGUGGCGCAAGGUCGGAAGAGCCCCUGUGCUACCUGUUAGAGAUUGACGAGGCGUGCAUCCUCCUUGAUUGCGGGUGGGACGAGAACUUCGACGUUGUAUCCCUGAGGAAGCUCAUCAAGAUUGCUCCGACUCUUGACGCUAUCUUGCUGACGCACUGCGACCUCGGGCAUCUCGGCGCUCUCCCCUACAUCAUCCGCAACUGCAACGUCAAGGCCAAGGUGUACGCGACGAUCCCGGUGCAGAAGAUGGGGCAGCUGACUAUGUACGACAUGGUGGAGUCGAGGAUGGCCAAGGAGGAUUUCAAGCAGUUUACCUUGGCAGACAUAGACAUGGCAUGGGACAACUUCGUUGUUCUUCGCUAUCAGCAAUCUUGCUCGCUGAGCGGGAAGGCCGAGGGGAUUACCAUUUCUCCUCUCAACGCUGGCCACAUGAUAGGAGGAGCUCUGUGGAAAAUAACCAAGGAGUCGGAGGAGAUCGUGUAUGCAGUUGACUACAAUCAUGCGCAGGAUCGUCACCUGGACGGUACUGUCCUCGUCGACUUGCCCCGCCCCAACAUUCUCAUCACCGACGCCUAUACCGCCCUCGACAAGAACACCCUGGGAGGGAAGAAGGCUCGAGAGCAGCGGCUGAUCGAGCACGUAAUGUCAGCUAUCAGACAGGAUGGGAACGUUUUGAUCCCCGUGGACAGCACUGGGAGGGUCCUUGAGCUCCUCAUCGUCCUCGACGAGCUAUGGCAGCAGAACCCACACCUUCGAGGCGUCACCCUGGCGUUCUUGAGCCCGGAGAGCCGCUCCAUCAUCGACAUGGCAAUGAGCCAGACCGAGUGGCUGAGCAAGCACGUGAACCAGCGCUUCAUCCAGAGCAGGCACAACGUCUUCCACCUCGAGAACGUUCACCGCUGCUGCUCCAGGGAGGAGCUGGGAAGGCUGCCCUACCCUCAGGUGGUCCUCGCGUCCGGCCUUGACCUGGAGACCAGCAGCUUCAGUCUGGACCUCUUUGCUGAGUGGGCUCCUGACUCCAAGAAUCUCGUCCUCCUCACGCAGAAAGCAAGGCCCGGGUCGCGUGCUCGUCAGUUCCAAGACCUUAUGGGCAGCGGGCUGCCUCUCCCUUCCAACCUGAUGCUGCAGAUGCACCGACGCGUCCCCCUGGAGGGAAGAGAGCUGAGGGAGCACGAGGAGCAGGAGAGGCUGAAGGCGUUGGAGGCUCGUCGGCAGCUGGAGGAGGAGGCGGAGGAGGCGGAGGAGGAGGAAGAGGAAGAGGAGGAGAAUGCUGGCGCAGUGGGCGAAGCGAAAGAAGGGGAGGAGGUAGGCAAGAAGGCAUCGACCCCGCGGGCAGGGAAGGGCGCAGACUGGAGCGGGUCAACUCCGAACAAGAGGCACAAGAAGGGAAGGGGAGGGGAGAGCAGGUUCCUUAUGUUCCCCCACCACGAGGAGAUCUACUCCUUCGACGAGUACGGGGAGGUGAUGGACACGUCCAUCUACCUUAAGGAGGAUCAGCAGGAAGAGGUACAAGGUUUCGUCGAGGAGACCAUCUCCUACAGCGGCAGCGCCACCUCAGAGUUGCGCCCUGUCGCUCACCAACUGCAUGCCGCCGCCGCCAUCCCGACCAAGUCGCUCACCUACACCAUCAGGACCCAGCUCAAUUGCGGUAUGGCCUUCCUGGACUACGGGGGCCGGUCGGACAGCAGCUCCGUCCACACAAUCCUGGAGCACUUAAAGCCGGCCAAGGUGAUUGUGAUCCAUGGGAGCGAGAAGGCCACGGAGGAGCUGCAGAACUUCUGCAUCCGCAAGGUGACGGAGCCUGAGAACACGUUCGCUCCUCCUGUAGGAGAGGCGGUCAUGGCGUCCUCGGACACCAACAUCUACAAGAUCAAGCUCGACAAGGCCCUGGCCCAGGGCCUGCAGUUCGUUCGGGUGGGAGGAUACGACGUUGCGUACAUCGACGCCAGCAUCACCUGCCCCGACGAGAACUCAGUCGACAACUCGUCGACCCUGCCCGUCGGUCAGAACAAGGACAAGCAGAUGCCAACGCUCGUGCCGAGGCAACAGGAGGACGGGGGAGGAAGAAAACCAUUUGCCUUCAUCGGAGACGUCAAGCUCAGUGACCUCAAGGUUCUGCUUGAGAAGCAAAAAUACAAGACGGAGCUAAAAGCCGGAAUGCUCGUCGUAAACGGGUCCAUCAUCAUCCGCAAAUCGGGCUCCAGGAUGAUCUUUGAAGGAACUAUCUGCACGGAGUAUGCGGCUGUCAGAAGUCUCUUGAUGUCGCAGUAUCACACGUUAUAAUGCUGCUUGCUGACGUUGUGAUAAAGAUCUGACAACCU
Messenger RNA from Guillardia theta CCMP2712, 2516 nucleotides. RefSeq lists its product as hypothetical. The coding region runs from base 166 to 2478 and encodes 770 amino acids. Gene Ontology annotation, biological process: mRNA 3'-end processing by stem-loop binding and cleavage. The record is from RefSeq and is a predicted model, not a curated record. Gene Ontology annotation, molecular function: RNA binding. Lineage: Eukaryota; Cryptophyceae; Pyrenomonadales; Geminigeraceae. The transcript has 4 exons. Gene Ontology annotation, cellular component: mRNA cleavage and polyadenylation specificity factor complex.